Molecule: messenger RNA, 1629 nt
Organism: Colletotrichum paranaense
Lineage: Eukaryota; Fungi; Ascomycota; Sordariomycetes; Glomerellales; Glomerellaceae
Exons: 3
Coding region: 1-1629 (542 amino acids)
Molecular function (GO): oxidoreductase activity, acting on paired donors, with incorporation or reduction of molecular oxygen; monooxygenase activity; heme binding
Source: RefSeq, a predicted model, not a curated record
AUGUCGUUACUCAAGUUAUUAAGUUUUCUUUCUAUUUCCAUAGUUGUAGCUCACUUUUACAUCAAGAGCAGAACAACUGCCACUCCAAAGGGGUAUAAGACCAUUCCAGGACCAAAGGGGUGGCCUUUACUAGGCAACGCGCCACAGCUAGGUUCAGCACCACAUCGACAAGUCCAGCGAUGGGCUCAAGAUUAUGGCGAGAUUGUCAAAGUCCGCCUCGGCUGGGAAAACUGGGUUUUCGUCAAUAGCCCAGAUGCCGUCCGCGAGAUAUUUGACAAACAAUCGGCAAAGACCUCUGGAAGGUCACCAAUGCCGGUACUCUCUGACCUUCUGUCCGGGAGCAACAGGCUCUUACUUUUGACUUACGGGUCCAAAUGGCGACAAUUGCGAACGAUUGUGCACAAGCUCCUUACGCCAAAAGCUUCAGACACGUACAAGCCAUCACAAGAGUUUGAGGCCAAACAACUUCUCUACGACAUUGCGACCGACAACACAGAUCAAGAAAGUUUCUACAUGCAUGUCCGCCGGUAUACCACAUCUGUUGUACUCACCAGUACGUACGGACUUCGUGUUCCUAAGUGGGACUGCGAAGAUGUGCGUCAGAUCUACGACCUUCUAAAAGACUUCACCGAGGUUGCAGAGCCUGGCGCUUACAUCGCUGACAUGUUUCCUCCUCUUGCCAAUCUUCCAUCGUUUCUCCAGUGGUGGCGUCCGGCUGCUAUUCGGGCUUACGAAAGGCAGAGAAAAAUCUGGAUGCAUUACUGGGAUGGCUUGAAGACUUCGGUGGCCGAGAAGAAAGCACCUGAGUGCUUCGUGAAGCAGUUCAUGGAGUCAGACUUUGAGAAACUCGGCAUUACCGAUGUUCAGGCCGGUUUUGUUGCAGGCUCCAUGAUUGAGGCCGGAUCUGAGACAACUUCCUCAGCGUUGAAUAGCUGCAUUCUUUACCUGGCGGCGAACCCCAGAGUACAAGACACCGCCAAUGAAGAGCUAACGAGGGUGAUUGGCGACGAGAGAUCGCCAACUUUUGCAGACGAAGCCAGCCUGCCCUAUAUCAGAGCAAUUGGGAAAGAGGUCCUCCGCAUCAGGCCAGUAACCACGAUAGGAAGCCCACAUUACACGACCUCGGACGUCAUCUAUAAGGAUUAUUACAUCCCCAAGGACACCGUCGUUGCGAUUCCUCAAUACGUGUUACAUUUCAGCUCCGAUAAAUGGACCGACCCUGAAGAUUUCAACCCAUCACGUUACUUGGCGUAUCCUGAAAAGGCUGGCUUUUACGCCGCUCAGGGAGACGCUAAAGCUCGUGACCAUUUUGACUUUGGUGGAGGGAGACGCAUCUGCCCUGGCAUGCAUCUAGCCGAGAACAGCCUGUUCAUCACACUGGCUAAGAUCUUGUGGGCUUUCAAGAUUGAGCCGGCGUUAGACCCGAAUGGCAAGGAAUUGCCGAUAGAUCUGUCCGAUGAAGCUUAUGAACCGGGUAUCAAUACUCUUCCCAAACCCUUCAAGGUCCGAUUCGCGCCACGCAACAACAGACGAGCUGAAGUUCUCAAAUCCGAAUGGUUCCAAGCAGAAAGAGAAGGAUUCUACUUGGGAAGCGUCAAAGUCGACACGAAGGGAAUGGUUGUAGCAUAG